GUCGACUCGCCGACGAGCGAGCACCCGCCCUCGGCGGCCGCAGGCGCUCACCCGCCCUCGUUCGCCGCCGUCCACAAGCUCGUCGACGCGAUCGCGGCACGGCCUCCUCCUCCCGGCGGCGACGGGCUCAGCAACGUCAUGGCCAAGGCGGCGUCCGACGCAGCGCCGACCAGUACGCUCGCGGCGUCGUUCUGGCACCAGGCCAAGGCGGGCAAGCUCGCGACCGACGCGGCGACCGUCAUCCAGGCGCUCGAGACGGGCGUCAAGGGCGCCGUCGACGACCGCGAGAUGCUCCUUGAAAAGGUCGUCACGCUCCUGCAAGGGCUCCCGAACGACUCGCCCGUCCAGAAGCCCGUCACCGACCACCUCAUCCAGAUGCUGUGGGACGAGCUCCACGCCGAGGGUCCUCGCGCGUUCGCCGGGCCCCAGUACCGCUCGGCCGACGGCAGCGGCAACUCGUUGACGCAGCCGAGCCUCGGGGCGGCCGGCACGCCGUACGCCCGCACGGUGCCGCCCUGUCACCCCAAGAUGCCCAACUCGCCCGACGCCGGCGUCGUCUUUGACGCGCUCCUCCGCCGCCACGAGUUCCGCCCUCACCCUUCCGGCAUCUCGUCGCUCCUGUUCGCCUUCGCGACCCUCAUCACGCACGACGCCUUCUCGACCAACCCAAAGGACCCGUCGAUUAACGACACGUCGUCGUACCUCGACCUGUCGCCCAUCUACGGCGUCAACCAGGCGGAGCAGGACACGGUCCGCGCCUACUCGCUCGGCCGCCUCCACCCGGACGCCGUCGCCUCGAGCAGGAUCUUCUUCCAGCCGCCGAGCGUCGUCGCGCUCGCCGUCAUCUUUUCUCGGAACCACAACUUUAUCGCCGACAAGCUGUUCGCGAUCAACGAGUCGGGGCGCUACAAGCCCGAGGUCGACCUCGACAAGGCGCAGCAGGUCGAGCAGGACAACGACAUCUUCCAGCGUGCGCGCCUCGUCAACUGCGGCUGGUUCUUGGGGAUCAUUGUCAACGACUACAUCCGCACGAUCCUGAACGUCAACACGACCGAGUCGACCUGGUCCUUGAUGCCGACGGUCGACAUCUCGACCUCGCCCGUCGGGCACGCUCCUCGAGGGACCGGCAACUGCUCGUCCGCCGAGUUCAGCAUCCUGUACCGCUGGCACGCCGCGAUCAGCGAGAAGGACGAGCGGUGGGUCGAGGAGCUCAUGGAGUCGGCGACGGGCGGCAAGUCGGUCGACGAGAUGACGCGCGGCGACUUCAUGACGGCCGUCAAGGCGCUCAAGGACAAGGCCGGCCCCGACCCGCUCAAGUGGGAGACGUCGGGCCUCGAGCGCAGCGAGUCGGGCUUCUUCGACGACGACGACCUUGCGCGUGUGCUCGCCGAGGCGGUCGACGAGCCGGCGGGCGCGUUCGGCGCUCGGCACGUUCCGGCCGUCAUGCGCAUCAUCGACACGAUGGGCAUCAACGCGAGCAGGCGCGACUGGGCCGUGUGUACGAUGAACGAGUUCCGCCAGUUCCUGCACCUCAAGCCGUUCGAGACGUUCGAGGAGUGGAACUCGGACCCAGACGUCGCGGCGACGGCUCGUCACCUGUACGGCCACCCGGACAACCUCGAGCUCUUCCCGGGCCUUCACGCCGAGGAGGCCAAGCCGUCGCAAGCUGGCUCAGGCCUCGCUGUCGGGUACACGAUCUCGCGCGCCAUCCUCAGCGACGCCACCGCGCUCGUUCGCGGCGACCGCUUCUUCACCACCGACUUCAACACGGCGACGCUCACGUCCUGGGGCUACCAAGACGUCCAGGGUGACCCGCAAGGCGGCUCGUACGGCGGCUUGAUCGGCCGACUCCUCAUCCGCAACCUGCCGCACAACUAUACGGCGCGCUCGACCUACGCCCUCUUCCCGUUCUCGACGCCGGCGACGAUCCAGCGCAUCCUGACCAAGAACGGCGUGGCCGACAAGUACGACCUGCGCUCGCCGACGACGAUACCGCCCGUUCACGGCGUCUUCUCGUACAAGGCGUGCCUCGACAUCCUCGCGGCGCCGGCCGACUUUGGCGUCGUCUACUCGCCGGCGAUCAAGGCGUGCUCAAACUCGUACGGGUACAUGCUCACCGAGGACGACGUCGACGCGCACCGCCGCGACCGCGCCCUGCAGGCGCACGCCCUGUUCGCGCCCGGGUGGCAGGACCGCCUCGCGACGUUCUACCGCAUCAAGACGGCGAGCCUCCUCGAGAGCGCGUCGUGGACGUACGACGGCGGCAGGACCCGCACGGUCGACGUCGUGCGCGACGUGACCAACCUCGCGUCGGUCUUCUGGUGCAGCCACCAGUUCGGCAUGCCCCUCAAGACGAGCGAGAACCCGCACGGCGUCUUCACGCCCGCCGAACUCUACUUGAUCCUCUCGGCCUUCUUCAUCUCCGUCUUCAUGAAUUUCGCCGCCGACGCAGGCUUCAAGCUCGGCGAGGCGGCCAAGGAGGCGGCCCCAGCGCUCCUCUCGCUCAUCCGCAUGCGCCUCAAGCAGGUCAAGGGCAUCCCUACGGUCGUCGACGACUUUGCCCGCUGCAUCCAGGACCGCCUCCUCGGCAAGGACGUCCAGGCCAUCGUCAUCGGCAAAGACGCCCACGCGUACUACGAGCGCCUCCUCUCGAACAAGGACGUCGCGCUCGAAAAGCUCGAGUCGAGCGUGCAGUCGACCAUGACGGCGUCGGUCUCGAACCAGGGCCAAGCCUCUGCGCACGUCAUCAACUUCUUCCUCGACGACAAGAACGCGACGCACAAGGCCGAGCUCGUCCGCCUCUGCCUGCUCGACACGCCCGAGGCCGACAAGGAGAUUCUUGCCUACGUCACCGAGGCGCUCCGUCUCGACCCGCAAGUGCCGCUCAUCCCUCGCGUCGCCAAGCGGGACGUGACGAUCCAGGACGGCGCGCGCGAGGUCAAGGUCCGCAAGGGCGACUCGGUGUAUCCGUCGAUGCUCAGCGCCGGUAUGGACGCGUCGGUCUUUCCCGACCCGCACACGUUCGACCCGACGCGCGACCCUGGCCUGUACCGCCUGUUUGGCAGCGGCAUGCACACCUGUCUCGGCGCGCCCAUCGUCAACAUCUCGCUCGUCGAGAUGAUCAAGCAGGUCUUCCGUCUCAAGAACGUUCGUCGUGCGCCUGGCAAGGCCGGGCAGCUCAUCCGCUUCCGCCAGGAGCUCGGUGGCACACCGUGCCCGGUCUACUUGUCGGAGAACCAGGGCCUGUGGCCUCUUCCCGUCUCUCUCUCGAUCGUCUACGACGGCGAGGAGUAGCUCUGUAUCCUUUCUAGUCACUUUGCAGUGUAACUCAGUCGUCAGUG
Messenger RNA from Rhodotorula graminis WP1, 3341 nucleotides. RefSeq lists its product as uncharacterized. The record is from RefSeq and is a predicted model, not a curated record. Gene Ontology annotation, biological process: response to oxidative stress. The transcript is spliced from 13 exons. Bases 139 to 3294 code for a protein of 1051 amino acids. Gene Ontology annotation, molecular function: iron ion binding; monooxygenase activity; heme binding. NCBI's taxonomy places the organism in Eukaryota, Fungi, Basidiomycota, Microbotryomycetes, Sporidiobolales, Sporidiobolaceae.